CUAUGGCGCUGAGCGGAAUGCAAAACGCUAUCAAAGGGGCCCUGCGGAAAGAGGCCAGAAACAACAAAUAUCGCCUCAACAGAAGAACAGGAAGGAGGAGGAGGAGAAGGAGGAGCAGGAGGAGCAGCAGCAGGAGGAGGACGUUCGUGAGAGGGGAGGGAGGAAGAAGAAGAAGAAGAAGAAGAAGAAGAAGAAGAAGAAGAAGAAGAAGAAGAAGGGAGAGGAUGAGGAGGGAGAGAGGAUGGGAAGAGAGGAAGAAGAAGAAGAAGAGGAAGAAGAAAAAGGAGGAGCAGGAGGAGGAGGAGGAGGAGGAGGAGGAGGAGGAGGGGAGGGAGAGGGGAGGGAACAGAUCGAAGAAGAAGAAGAAGAAAGGUCGGCAAAGGGGAGGGAAUGACAGAGAAGGAGGAGGAGGAGGAGGAGGAAGAGAAGGAAACGGAGGAGAGGAGGAGGAGGAGGAGGAGGAAGAGAAGGAAACGGAGGAGAGGAGGAGGAGGAGGAGGUGGUUUGUAGAGGAGGAGGAGGAGAAGCAGGAGGGGAGAGCGGGAGGAGGACGAGGAGAAGAAGGAGUGCGGGAGGCAAGCAGUGAUAGACAGAGGCAGAAGGCAAGAAAGAAGAGGUGAAUGGCGAGGAAGCGAAAACAAAAGGAGGCAAAGAGGGCAGAUGAUGAAGAGAGGAAGCCGAGAGAGAAGGUUAAGAGAGGAAGAACAAUAUGAAAUAAAAUGAAUAUACGAUC
This is a messenger RNA of Chara braunii, 733 nucleotides long. The record is from the annotation of a GenBank genome assembly. Lineage: Eukaryota; Viridiplantae; Streptophyta; Charophyceae; Charales; Characeae.